This is a messenger RNA of Sorghum bicolor (sorghum), 1924 nucleotides long. RefSeq lists its product as uncharacterized. The record is from RefSeq and is a predicted model, not a curated record. Lineage: Eukaryota; Viridiplantae; Streptophyta; Magnoliopsida; Poales; Poaceae. The transcript has 14 exons. Bases 249 to 1505 code for a protein of 418 amino acids.
ACCCAUCCCUCGUCCCCCCUCUUUCUCCCAAUUCAUUCACGCGCCUCUCUCUAUCUCCAUUCUCCCUCCCUCCCCCGAUUCGGCCGGCGAUUCCCCGUCCCACCAAACCGUCGCGCCUCCCGAAUCCCCGUCGAAUCCGAGCUCCUGAAGGCACACGAGGCGGGGGCUCCCCAAUCGCCUCCCGAGUCCCGACCCCGCGCGCCUGCGGCGCACCGCAAAGAAAACAAAGAACUACUGAUAAGUACAAAAUGGCUAUAAGCUUCAAAUACUGGGACGAUUGCUUAGAUCCAGAGGACAUGAGAUUAAUGUGGCAGGAUCCUAUUGUAAGUAAAGAGUGGACUGAUGCUGGGGAAGAGCAAGGACAGAAAGUUCACCUAUCACGGGACCCUGACGGUGAGGCAUAUCUCACACAAACUGAAAUGAUGGCAGUGGCGGCAAUUACUGUUCAUAGACAUUUCAAAUCUCAGCUAGACCCGUAUAUGAUAGGCGCACUCGCUGAAAUUGCAAGCGGAAGGAGACUCUUUGUAGAUACCUAUGAUCGCAAGACUAAAGAAACCAAGGUUGGCAUAAUGCAGGUGGCACCUGAAGUUGCUCAAUGGCUUGGAAGGGAACUAGGUUACAAGAGUUAUGACAUUGAAGAUAAUACUAAUUUGCUGUACUGGCCUCUUGUCAAUGUCUACUUUGGUGCUGCUUAUGCAAAAUGGCUCUUCUCUUGUGAUGACAAACAAAGAACUGAAGAGUUUGUUGUUAGAGCAUAUAAAGGUGGCAAAAAGAAGGCUGCUCACAAAUCAACUUCCCCCAUCUUCCAGCGUUAUCUUUAUGUGAAAGAGAACUUGUUGUCUAUGAGACAACCAGAAAUUUGCCACGAGCUUACUCCUGACCUAGAAGAUUUGUCAAGCGCAGAAGCACAGUUGAUAUAUUGGGAUUCCAAGGUAUCAGAGGCUGAUAUGGAUGCAAUGUGGAAACAUCCGGAUGUAUAUAAGGAGUGGAUAAAAUCUGGUGAGAGGCGUGGAAAUGUACGAUUCUCCCAUGAUGAAAAGAAGAGGCCUUACCUUUCUCGCGUGGAGGUGAAGGCUGUUGCCGAAAUAAUCAUAUCACGCCAUUUGAGCACAAGAGGAGUAAAACCAGAAGCUCUUGCAGCACUUGCAGAGGUCUGCAGUAUGCGCUUUGUUCAUGGAGUAAGUACCCGGACUGGAUUGAUGGGAAUAGACUACCCUACUGCUUCAUGGCUUUCCAGGGAUUGUCGCUACAGGGCAUAUACAGUGAUCUCUGUAGAUGAUCUCUACAAUCCUUUUGCAUCAAUGUACUUUGGUGCAUCUUACUUGGCAUGGUUGUCUCAAUACGAAGGAAGGGAGCAAAGCUACGAAUUCAUUGUCCAAGCUUAUCUUGGGGGACCAGAGAAUGUUAGUCUUCAGGAGACUGGGCCUUUUUGGAACCAAUUCCUUGAGUCAUUAACACAGUAUCAAGAUCCAAAGAAGGACCAUAAUAGCUGCUGUAUUUUGUGAAGUUGUCUGGUACGUCCUCCGACUUUGGUUACUGAAGAUUCCCUCCCAAGGGUUCGGGUAUUGACAAGCAAUUUUCUUGCUGGACUACACGAGGUACAGGGGUAACAGGGGCUGUCAGUUCGUACAUACAAUUUGGUCGCUGGUGCCCUGCUCAUGUUUAAACCAUGAUUGAUCUCGUCUCAGUUGCCCUUCCCGUUCUUUCCGCUUGUUGGUGUAUGGCAAACUGUACCUCUUCUGUUGUAUAAUAGGAACCGUAGAAGAAAAGGGCCAGUAAAAUUAUUGACGCUCCAUAGUACAUGUACCAGUAGACUGUUAUAGAUGCUAUACCACAUGCCAGUCGCUACGAAAAUCAUUUGACCUUUUAGGUUUGUGACUCAUCUACCAUGAAGAUUGAUCCAAUUAACACGCUGCUCUCUCUC